GCUUUAACAAAAUGGGUUCCGCGAUUUUUCCCAAUUUCUUUUUAUUCAACUGAAAUGUAAAAUUUUGAAGAGAAAUAGAAGGUCGCGUCACGUGUUCGCGUCUGCAAAUUCGUCGAAUUUAAUUUUAGUGAACAUUGAGAAGGUCAAAUUUCAGGAUUUGUCAUGAAAAUUGGGAAUUUUCUUAUCGUGGCAGGACUUGUUUUGGGGAGUGUUCUCGCAGACCAGCAAGGCAAUAAUUCGGACAAAAUCUCCAGAUUUAUUUAUGAUAGAUGUCGAAUUUACAGCACAGACGCUUCGGCUUAUGACGACAUUAAAACCCAUUUGGGCCAAUUUGGCGAUUAUCUAACAUACGCUGCGAGUUUAUUGCCCAAUGGUAAAGAACAAUUCUGUAACGAUGAACGCCCCAAACUUGCCCAUCUAGCCACCCAAUUGGCCCAUGACGUAAAACCAUGUUUGCCAAAAGACGAAAAAUAUUUACCCAAAUUCAUGGUUGAGAGUUUUACCUCAUUCCUCGACUUUGUUUGUUCCCAAAGAACCAUUGAAAAUUUCUUUAGUACCCAAGGUGCAGAUUGUCGCCAAAAUUUGAAACUCAAUCAAGAGGGGCAACAAGUGGGCAAUUGCUUUACUAAAUUAUUCGCACGCUUUGACGGCAAGGUCCGGAAAGACGACCUGUGCCUUGACUUAAAAGCGUCCAAGAAGUGUUUCAGUGAAGCCAUAGCACGUAGUUGUCCCGAUUUUGCGGCAUUUGAGUCGUUAAAUAACCGAUUUUUCCACGCAAUUCGCAAACCCUGUAAUUCUGCUAUUACCACUGGUUUCAACAGCGUUGUACUCCUCGUAGCAGCACUUAUUUCAACCAAAUUAUUCUCAUAGUGAUUAUGUAAUCUUUGCAGUGUUACUUCUACGUAUUAUACAUGUUAUUUUUGUUAUAAUUGUACGAUAAAUAAAUAAAUAAAUUGAAAAUU
Messenger RNA from Tribolium madens (black flour beetle), 962 nucleotides. RefSeq lists its product as uncharacterized. Lineage: Eukaryota; Metazoa; Arthropoda; Insecta; Coleoptera; Tenebrionidae. The coding region runs from base 163 to 870 and encodes 235 amino acids. The record is from RefSeq and is a predicted model, not a curated record. The transcript is spliced from 4 exons.